Molecule: messenger RNA, 18130 nt
Organism: Pomacea canaliculata
Lineage: Eukaryota; Metazoa; Mollusca; Gastropoda; Architaenioglossa; Ampullariidae
Product: adenomatous polyposis coli protein-like
Exons: 12
Coding region: 1861-12510 (3549 amino acids)
Biological process (GO): cell migration; negative regulation of canonical Wnt signaling pathway; negative regulation of microtubule depolymerization
Cellular component (GO): cytoplasmic microtubule; beta-catenin destruction complex; catenin complex
Molecular function (GO): microtubule binding; beta-catenin binding; gamma-catenin binding
Source: RefSeq, a predicted model, not a curated record
UCGUAAUCGACCUUAUCGACACCACAUUAAGAGUACAAGCCCUGGCCAUACACAGGCGGUAGCGUGCUUUAUGACCUGAACACCAGUGUAUAAGACCGCUGUCUGCCAGGUCAAAUAUUACGAGAGGUAGCAACCCUCAGUUUAAUCUCCGCCUUGAUAGCUAGAUUUUAAUCCACCCAGGCUUACCCUCCCAUCGUUUUUCUCCAUUACCUACCUCAUUUGAGGACUCUAUAUUUAUAACCAGCAGUAGAUUGUGAAGCGCAUGAGGCGCAUGGUGUGGAAAGGACGGCAGACAGGCAGCAUUGUUUAUGAUCUGCGGGUCCUAGGUCAGCUGGUGCAGUACUCUUCUGUUCGUGGCUUUUAGAAAGAUGGCCGUGUUGAUGCUUUUGCUGCUUAGUGUGUGUUGUGGGUCCGCGGGAAUCCACAUAUUCUGCUUUCAUAUUUGAGUGAAAAUAAGAUUCACUGACUUGGGAUCAUCAUCAUGUCAUCAUGCCAUAGUCUUCUCUUCCUUUUUCCUUUCCCCUGUCGGCAAAUUUGUUUUUAAGAAAGUUGUUUUCAUGCAUCAGUGCAGUGGCAUAAAUGUAUUAUCGCGCAUGGGAGGAGUUGUUGCUAAGGUCUGCAGGACGAUUUUUGUGGAAUCACCGAUGUGAUUAAGUUUACUUUCCGAUUUAGUGACUGGUCGUUUGCAUGUACCAUUUCUUUACCUUUUGCCGAAGUGAGGGUACUCCCGUUGCACGAUAUGUGAACUGCUUAAACUCAACACCAAGUGCAUCAGUUACAGCAGAGAGGUAUAACGUCUCUGGUUACAGCAAGUGUCUUUGUUAGGUAGCAGGGCACCCGUUUUCUGGCCUCAGGUUUUAGUCUCCCGUAUGCAAGAGACAAAAGGCGUUACAGCAACUUAGAAAUGAAAGGCAGUUUGCUGUAUCAGCCUCCUGUGGUUGUAGGAAGAAGGAUUCAUUUUCCAGUAUUCCCAGACUUUCCUCAAACUUAAUGGGACCGAAGUAUGAAGUGAGGAUACUUCGUUACCCGGGGGGCGAAAUGGGUAAAUCAAGGACAAGCGUGUUGCCACCGCAAAAAAAAAAAAAAAAAAAAAAAUUGUAUCUUUGCCGUUGCUGUAUAACUACGCCGCCAGGGUUUGGACACCGCUUUAUAACUACGAAAAUAAGAUGAAUGUCCAUGAUUUCCACAUCUUGCCUCUGGACAACGAUGCAUGAGGCAAAUAUACUAUAAUGACAUAUAAUGACGUUUGCUCUACGUUUAGCAGGUUUGAUUUUGUGUACAUUCGAUGCCGUGAGCUAGGUUGUAUUGGUUGUAGUGUCGUUGAACCGUGUACUAGCCAUGUGGUCAGCGGACCUGUACUAGGAGCGAUUGGCUGACUUGCAUUGGAAAAUAUUAAAAGGGGCUUGUGAUUUUGAAAGGGCGGGCGUGGGAAAAGCCUAGUUUUUCUCGUAGCAGCUCUCGCUGGCACUGCUGGCUUGGUCAGAUGAAAGAAAGCAAGGCUUUCGUUUUGAUUGCAGCAGCUACGGCCCAGCACGUCGCUACCGCUGCGUCCGCCGCAGACCAAUCAAUAGGCUGUUACUGAACUGUGGGCAGUGUGGACCAGCCUGCAGACAAGUGGCCUUUUCUGUCUUCUCAGUACCGCAACAGCACGCCGUCCCUCGCCUUUUUCACAGGCUGUUUGUAACUUCUGGCAUUGUUUCAUUGGCAAACGACGAGCUUUUGGUUGAUGCCGGCGAUGUGUGAUCGUGCAUACGCUGCUGCUGCCAGGCCACCCGAUCAUGCAGCCCGAGCCAAGAGUCGCCGCCCUUGGAAGUGGCCGGUAGUGUAGAGCGGGCCGCCUGACGCAAAUUGUGGGAAAUAAUGUCCCAGUGGAGGAAGUGGCUGGACCUCGCAGACAAGGGCGAUGCCGUUUCGGAGGGUGGGCACUCUGACGAUUCUCUGGGAGAUACAGCCGAGGACGAAGAAGAGGAAGAGGGACAAGAGGAAGAAUCGGGUUCAGAAGACAACAUCGUGUGUUUCGGUCUGGGAGAAGAUGAUAGCGACGAAGUUGCGGAGGAUGAAACAGAUGGCAACUUGCUAAAAGAUGACUUGUUUGGGAAAAGAGGAACAGGUGCUACAGGUAACAGCAGCCUGUGUGAAGAAAAUGAUAAUAGUUUUGAAGAUGAUGAAGAUGAUCCUGUCCAAUGUGAAACUGAUGCCGACACAAACAUUAUAUGUAGCUCAGCCACUGUGGCCAUGGUAGGAGCAGAUAAUCGAGCAGUAUAUGCCCUGAUGCAAGAGCUUGAUCAGGAAAGGAGCUCAAUAUUGAAAGAGAUUGAAGCUGAAGAGCAGCACAGAAAAUGGUUUUAUCGGCAACUAGAGCACAUCAGCAAGAAGUUGGAAAACCUGCCACUUAAAGAAACAUAUAGCUUGCAGACAGAUAUGGCCCGGCGUCAACUGGAGUAUGAAGCACAACAGGUAAGGAGUGCUAUGACAGAGAAGCUUGGCACCACUGAGCAGGCAUCACAGAGGCAGGAGGCUCGUCUGCAGCGUAUCCGCUCCAUUGAAUCACAGAUGAUGCAGCUGACACGCCAGCAGCAGAAGAAGACUGCUGUAGAUGUGACAUUUAAAGAGGCAGGAACGUGUACUUCCUUAACAAGAACUAUGUUUGUAGUUGUUCCCGGUCAAGAAAAUGGGGGUUAUACGUCAGAUCGAAGCGUUUCCAAAGCAGCAGACGGUCACUACCGAGCAACUAUUGCCACUCAAACUCCAGAUGUGACCUUGACCCAUCCUCAACAUUGCCAGGAAACACAGUUAGGGUUUGCUGCUGGCAUACCUCUCAGUGCUGAUAUGUCUUCAGUCAUGUACCAUGGAGCAUGGCCUAUACACAAAGAAGUGGGAGUACAUGGAAGCAUUGGUGGAACUGGCGACCUGGCUAGUGUAAUGAGUUACAACUCCACCAACACCAGUAGCAGUCAGGGCUCAGUUAGUGCCAAAGCAUCACUUCAGCCACAGCAGCUUGGCACCAAGGUUGAAAUGGUAUACUCUUUGCUGUCAAUGCUGGGAACCCAUGACAAAGAUGACAUGUCACGAACAUUGUUGGCUAUGUCAUCAUCACAAGACAGUUGUAUUGCCAUGCGUCAGUCUGGCUGUCUACCCCUUCUUAUCCAACUGCUUCAUGGAAGUGAUAAAGACUCUGGCCUGCUGGGUAAUACUCGAGGCAGCUCAGCAGCACGAGCUAGAGCAUCAGCAGCACUGCACAAUAUUGUUCACUCAAACCCAGAUGACAAGCGUGGGAGACGUGAGGCGAGAACCCUUCGCCUUCUGGAACAAAUACGAGCUCACUGUGACCAGCAGAGAGGAGAGGCAGGGGAAGAUGAGGAGGAGGAGGGAGGAGCUGUGGCCAAGUCUGGGGACAUUGACCACCAUCCAGGACCAGCAAUUGCUGCUUUGAUGAAGCUGUCCUUUGAUGAAGAUUACCGUCAUGCUAUCUGUACUCUUGGAGGUCUACAGGCCAUUGCAGAGCUGCUAGAAGUGGACCACAUGGUACAUGGCAUGACCAGUGAACAGUACAGUGUAACAGUGCGGCGCUAUGCCUGCAUGGCCCUCACUAACCUCACUUUUGGUGAUGGAAAAAACAAAGCUUUGCUGUGCACCAUGCACAAAGCCAUGGAGGCUUUGGUUGCACAGCUACGCUCCCCUAAUGAAGAUCUCUGCCAGGGUGCUGCAAGUGUUCUGAGGAACCUAUCCUGGCGUGCAGAUCUGGCCAGCAAGAAGACUUUGAGGGAGGUGGGUGCUGUGACCACGCUGAUGGAAGCAGCAAUGAGUGUUAAGAAGGAGACAACACUUAAGAGCAUUCUGAGUGCAUUGUGGAACCUUUCGUCUCAUUGUUCUGAGAACAAAGCUGAAAUUUGUGCCGUUAAGGGAGCCUUAGAGUUUCUCGUGGGACUUUUGACAUUCAAAAGCCCUGGAAAAACUCAUGCUAUUGUGGAAAAUGGUGGGGGGAUUCUGCGUAAUGUGUCAAGUCAGAUAGCAGUCAGAGAAGACUAUCGUCGGAUCUUGAGACAAAAAGGAUGCCUACAAUUGCUGUUGUCACAGCUUCGUUCGACCAGCCUGACCAUUGUAAGCAAUGCUUGUGGCACUCUGUGGAAUUUGUCAGCCCGAUGUGCUGAGGAUCAACAGCUUUUGCGGGAAAUGGGUGCUGUCAGCAUGCUGCGUAACCUUGUGCAUUCCAAGCACCGCAUGAUUGCUAUGGGCAGCAGUGCAGCAUUGCGCAAUCUUCUUUCAUCGGCAGGCCCAGGCAAAGGACUUGAUUGUGACCGAGGUGCUAAUGGCAACCGCCCAACCCUUUCAGCACGAAAACAGCGUGCACUGGAAGAAGAGUUAGAUCAGAAUCUUGCAGAAACCUGUGACAAUGUGGAAAGUCCCAGAGACAGCCCAACAGACACACAGAAGUCUGAUGCAGACAGCAGACGUUUUGUCUAUCCCUUUGAUAGCUCACAGAUCAAGUCAGAUGAGGAUCCACGCCGAACAUUACACAAGAGACAGGUGAUGACACGCUGUGGCAGUAGUGAUGGAGCAGAAGGGAGAAUUCACUCACCACAGCGUGUCCCACGUGCCAGCAGUCAAGACAGUGUGAGCAGCACCCAUUCUGACAUUUCACAUGAUCGCACACGUGUUCAUAACAUGUUAGCCAAAAGCUCCCAUCUUUUACACCGCCGGCAGUGCAGCUCUCUAGAGCGCAAGAAAGACUCUGUGGGUGUUCUCCACAGAGUUAGUUCUGAUAACAGCUGUGUCACAGCUUUAGAGCGACAGAAGAAUGGGGACCACCAGCCUCGUGUUGGACAGUCUAGUCGCAUCAUGCAGUACAUGCAAGAGGUUGCCAUGCUUGCUGAUCUGGAUUCUGAUUCAAACCAGCAGUCCCAUCACCAGACAGAUCACUCUGGAAACACUUCUGGUUUCAUCCUCCAGUCACGCCCCUUUCCUAGCAUGAACAAUCCCCAAAGAGUGUUGUUAGAACAAUUUACGAAAAACACCUCUAGCAUAGGAACAGGUGGUGGUGUCACUGUCAAUCCUAUUUAUUGCAAAAAUGAAACAGGUGGUGAUUCUGAUGGCAGUGAAGAGCCAGUGAACUAUAGUCUUAAGUACCAAGAUAUUAAUCCAAACCUUUAUUCAGAACCAUCAAAUAUGAGGAACAAUAUUGUGCAGGGUAACUCCCAUGGACAUAGUGUGACCAUCGGUGCAAGAGGACCCACUGCUGACACUUCUAGGUUUCAUCACAGCAGCCAGGAAGCAGCAUCUGCUCGCAUCCCAGGUUAUACAAUGGGUAGUGUUGCCCCUACUGGCAUUGGUGGUGUAGGAAGUCGGAUGCCUUGUCAAGUUCCCAACAUGGCACACAAUCACUUCCCUACUCCACAGCCUUUCCAGCAACCUCUUCUGCAGCACCAUUCUUCCCAACCUCUUCCACAGCCUUGCUCAUACAUACCUCGCCAUCGCAAUGUAGGUGGGCAUCAGCCUAUUUCUACCCAUUUCUCAACUUAUGCUGAAACUGAUCUCGAUAGUUUUGAUGACCAGCCAACAGACUUCAGCCUGCGUUACUCUGAGGAGCACUCUGAUGACCAAGAUCAGCCUGUCAACUAUAGCAUUCGCUACCGUAACGAGCCCGAUCCACACUGUGUGGAGUGCAAGUAUGAAGAGGCCCGCCGCACCAAUGACAGGCUGGACCAGGGAGCUAAUGAUGAUCAGGUCCUGACAUUCUGUACAGAAGGAACUCCUUUCUUGUCCACUGCAACCUCUCUCAUGGACCUGACAGCCAAGCAAAAGGAGGAAGAGGAUGAUCCGAAGGAAGCAGAGAAUGAUGAGGAUGAUAACGAUGGUGGCAGGGAUGAACUGCAUAAUUUCAGCGCUCAGUAUGGUGAGUCAGAACACACUACAGAGGAUAUGCAUGAGCGGCAUCAAAGGGUUCCUGGAAGGGCUUUUUCAAGCAGCAAGCCCCAUUGCACCACUGGUGCUCACCAGCAGUCGGCUUACCACGGCGAGGAUGACAGUGUCCCGGCUGACCAAGUCAAAACAUACUGUGAGGAGGGUACCCCAGUAUGCUUCUCCAGAGUCAGCUCCCUUAGCUCCCUACACAGCAGUGAGGCCAGGGACAGUCAAGAUCAUGGGAAGCAGAUGGUGCUCCAGAGCAUUGAUGAAACGGAAAAGAAUGAUGCCAUGUCAACAUCUGUCAUAGAAAACAAGAAUGCUGCCAUUAAGACUGCACUGGUUGACAAGGACACAAGAAGAAAUCGCACUGAUGUUGAAAGGGAACCAAAAACAGUUACUUUUGAUGAAAAUCGACAGGUGGAAGAGACACCUCUUAUGUUUUCACGCUGCAGUUCACUGGGGUCAUUGAGCAGUUUUGACACUCAGUCUGUUCAUAGCUCUGUUGUAUCUGAAUACAGUCGACGAGCAAGUGAAGUUGUCUCCCCUAGUGAGUUGCCUGAUUCACCAAGUGAGACAAUGCCUCCAAGCCCCACAAGAGUUCAGUCCCCUCCUGUGAAGUCAUUUAAGCCUGUUGCAGCAGUUGGGGCUAAAGCGCCAGUGCCAGUUGAGAGCAUUGGUCCUUCUGAGAAUUGCAUUUGGCAAGCUGCCAACACCACAACACAGCUGUUGAGCAUGUUCAGAGGCAACCCUAUGCAGAAUAUAAGUAACCAAGCAGCGUCCAUAUCGGGGAAAUCAGAGGUACCUGUUGUAUAUGCAGAUGAAGGCACCCCUCCUGUGUUUUCAGAAACUUCUAGUCUCAGUGCACUGACUGUUGACUGUGGAGCCAUAUCUACCAGUCACUCUGAAAGUCACAUCCAAGGCAUUGAACCAGAUCUAUCAAAUAUUGAGGAAACAGAUUUGGCUGAUGUGACCCUGUGUGAAGCUAAAAGCCCAGGUAAAAUUAUAGAGGACAGAGAAUCUUCAAUGUCUGAAGUUUCUGAAGGAGAGGAGGAUAUUUUGGCUCAAUGCAUCAAUGCUGCCAUGCCAGUUCCCACUUCGGCCAGUAGAAAACUGCGGAAGAGCUCCUCAGACAAUACCAUCAAGAAAAAAUCUAACCUGCCUAAGCCUGAAAACACUCAACUCAAGUCACGUUUGCCUACUAAAGUUUCAUCUACAGUUGCUCCUGUGCUUAAGUCUUCCAAAUCCCCACCCAGUAAGAUAGGGAAGCUUUUAAAGCCAGGUGAAUAUGGUAAUAAAAAGCCCUCAUCUAAUGCAUGUUCCAAAGUGUCUGGCAGUAAUGUGGUAGCCAAACCUCCAAGACCAUCAAUGCCCCAAACUAAAACUCCCCAGAGCCAACAUCCCCCUGAAUCACCACUAAAUCUUCUGCCAAGAGAAGAAGACUAUGCAGCUGACACACUGAAAACCUUUGCCACUGAGGGGACACCAUUGAAUUUCUCAGCUGCUGCAUCACUCAGUGACUUGAGUAUGAUGACUGGCAGUGAACCAGUUACAGCUAUCAAAGUGAAGCCAUCUUCACAUGACGUCAAAUCAUCAGUGUCUGAUGACUCCAAGAGUGAUAACAGUUCAGGGUGUGAGGAGACUGAGCAGCAGCUUUUGACAGAAAUGAUUCAGUCAGCAAUGCCUAAAAGUAGAGCAGCUCGCAAACUGGAGCUGGAGAGAAGAGCUGAAGGAGCAGAAGCAAAGAAAACCACAGUUACUGGGGUAAAGUCUGUGCCCUCAGGUGCAGCCAGUUCUUGCAGAAGUGACAGUAGAAAGAUAAGUUCACACCUUCCUCAGGCAAGGCUUCCCACUGCUGGAAAAGUAUGUUUCAUUUCUGCUACAGCCGAUGUAGUGAAAACUUACAAUACAGAAGGAACUCCAAAUAAUUUUUCGACUGCCACAUCACUCAGUGAUCUGACCAUAGAUUCUACGGAAGAUGUUGGUGGAUCAAGUGGUACUCAGGUUUCGCACAUAAGGAGUCAGGGUAAGUCUUCACUGGGUCAUCAUUCAGCUAUUCACCUGCAGCCAGCAUAUUUCCCUCAAGAGGAUAUUCUUUUUCCAGCAGGAUCCUUGGAUUCCCCAAGGGUGUUUGGCAUGGAAGGCACACCUGUCACAUUUUCAAGAAAUGACUCUUUGAGUUCUUUGGGCAUUGUUGAUGAUGAAGACCGUACAUCAUUGAAACAUGUUUCUAAUAGUCGAGCUUAUCUAACUCAGGAGUCAGAAUCACUCUUGCAUGAAAUAGAGCGUCAUGUGAUUGGUCAAUCUAGUGAAGAAAGCAGCAUUAUUUCUGAAAAGCAUCCUCCAUCACGGGGAGCAUGCAAAGAUGAGAUGAAGAAAUUUGCUGUGGAAGACACUCCCAUAUCUUUCUCCCGAAACUCAUCACUUAGCUCACUUGCUAGUGGAGGUCGUGCACGUGAACCCCAGCCAGAAGAUGAGCCGGCCAUCUCUCGAACAAGCUCCUGUAGCUCUCUUAGUACAGAGUCUGCAAACUUUGACCCUACUCCAUCUGAACAGGCGCUUCUUGACCAGUGUAUCAGUGCAGCCAUGCCCAAGCGCCGCCCUUCUCGAGGAGAUGACAAGUUUCGAAGGCAUGCCCGCUCUGUAAAAGCUGAGACUGGAAAAUGUGAACCAAGAGAAGUGCAGGAAGGAGGAGCAUUCAAAAGCUCGGCAUUAGAAGUUUGUGUGGAGUUUGACAAUCAGAGUAUCGGUGAGGCUGCUGUGACCACUGCUCCUAGUACCAGUGAAGGUCUUGCAGAAAGGAAAAGACUCAUGACCAGAAGCUGUUCAGAUGCUAUUGAUGUGGAAGCAGAUGUUUUGGGAAGAGAAUCUCGCUUCAGUAGCUGGCGCAGGCAUCGACAGCUGUCCUCAGAUGAAAUGAAUUGUCAAGGGAGCAAAUUGCCUUGGAUUAGGUCACGAUCCCAGGACAGUGAAAACUUUCUGAAGACUCAGAAAAACAUCAGCAACAGAAUCACACAGUCAUCUAGUGAUCAUGCUAGUAGUAGUAGCAGCAGCAUAUCCAAUUCCAGGACAAUUCAGUGCUUUCUUGGUUUUGCUGAGGAAUCAUGCACAACAUCUGUUAUUGAGGUUGAUGCAUCCAAUUCAGACAAUCGGCUGUUAGAGCAAGCAGAGAGACAAAGGGGAGGUAGGGACAGGCAAGCAGGACCCAUCCAGUCUCUUGUUGCUAGUAUCACAGACUCCACCAGCUCACAAGAGAAAGCAGAUAGCGAAAAAUCAAUCGAUGAUCAGAACGCAUCUGCUGAAAGUGGAGAACACGAUGAGAAGGAAAGUGAAGAGUUUGAGGAGGAAAACGAGGAGCAAGACGGGGAUCAAGAUCAGACUGUCUUGGAGGUCACUGUUGCAAAUGGGCAUUUUGAUGACACCAGAGGAGAUGAAGAUGAAAAUGCAGCAAAUGAUACAGAACUUGAUGAGGGUAGUACUGCUAAUACAAGCAGUGAAGUAAUUCAUUACGAAGAUGGUCUGGAAGAGAAGCUGUGCUUUGGCAGUGAGCACACCUCAUUUGAUAAUGAAGAUAAUAUUGGUGACAGUAGUCACACAUCAUUUGAACAGGAAAUCUCCCCUGAAGAUGAAAGACUUCUUCAGGAGAAUGCUAGUCUUAUAGUCACAGAAAUAGUCACAAAACGGGAUAUGACAGGAAGUGGCUUUGAAGAUGACAUGUUUAUUGAAAAUGAAACAAUAUCUUUGGUCUCAAAUGACUACACUUCUGACACUGCAUCGGAAGUGUCAAUUUCCUGGUCAACCACAUCAGAGAAAGUGAGUGAGCGCUCCUGUUCCACUGUCUCACAAGCAGAUACAGCAGGCUCUUCAGGCCCAAAGAUAGUCAAACCUUCAGGAAAGGUGGCACCCAAAACUGGAGUAGUAGAUGACGGCAAAGUGGUGAGAGGCCGCAGAAAGCCUCUUUACAGCAAUAGGUCUUCUACAUCAUCCAUAAAAUCUGAUGUUUCCUCAACAAAAACUAGCAGCUCAAUACCUUCCAAGUCACCUCGACCAUCAAAUGCAGGUGUUGUAAACUCAAAAAUGCCUCAGGUUGGUGGACGUGGAAAUCCUAUUCCAAAGAAAAGCUCACCAAAAUUGCAGAAUGGACCUGGACAAGCAAAAUCCAAUAUUCCGGGGCUAAAACCAGCUGGUCAGGGAAUUCAGAAGCCAAGCUCUACUGCUGCAGCUGUCGCCACCAGUAAGGUUGGAAUGGUCAAGUCUAACUUACUCAAAACCUCUCCUCCAGCUACUGCAAGACCAGGCUCAGGAAUUCCAAGAUCACCAGCAAGAGGAGGAAACACUCCUCCAUCCAGAUUGCCUUCAGCUACAUCAGCUGUCAGUCGAAGAAAAGACAGUUCAACAGAACGUCCUAAACCUCCUUUGAAGCAAGCUACGUUCAUUAAAGAUGCUGGUCCUGCUGUGAAGGAUGGGAGGGUUGCUGGGGACAAUAGUACCAGCAACGUGCCCAUCCGCAACAGAAGUACCAGCAGGGGACGGUGUCAGUCUGAUAAAAGGAAUUCCGGUGGAUCAGAAGGCUCAUCAAACCAAAAUGGGAACAUACCGGAUUCCUGGAGCAAGGCUCUUGAUUCGUUCAAUUUUAUUGUGGAGAAGACUCCAGAGAAUGGCUAUGGCACGCCCUUCAAACAAAUGCAGCGCAAUGCAAAAGAUACCAUGUUAUCUGUGAAGCAGGCCUCAUCAUCAAAUGGUAAGCAGCAGAGGCCAUCAAAUAUAGCACGACCGCAGCCUGUUGGCACACCAUCUAAAUCUGGAGUCUCUCCUGGUAAAUCAUCAGCUUCUGCCCCUGUAGGAGGGAAGACUAGCACCAGUGGCCCUUCUCCAGGAAAUAAGGGCAAUAAUCCAAUCAAGAGUAACCUUAAUAAGUCAGGCAGUGCUUCUAGCCUACGCAAGGCUGGCAGUGGCUCAAGUCUUACAAAGACAAGCAGCGGCAGCUCUCUUAGCAAGGGAGCGUCCAACACCAGUCUUCGCAAAAUGAGUACAGGGGCUGCAGCAAGCAAGACAGAGCUGAAAAAGUCUGACAGCAGUGCCAGUCUCAGACGAAGCAGUGACAUUUCUAGGCCUUCAACACCUAUAGGCAGGCAGCAGCAACAACAGCUACCACAUGCUCAGCAACACCAACAGCCCUCCAAUCCCAGUGUCAAAAAGAUUGAAGAUUCCAAACAGUCUCAGUCACAACCACAGCAACAAUCACAACCAUCAACCAGCAGACGGCAAGUGCCAAGCAAGAUUGCAACAUUGUGGAGAAAAGAAGACUCACGAGACCAGUCUCCUUCGAGAGAAGAGAACUUGCCAGUCAUGACUACUUUCAAGGCCAAGGCCAGCACUUUACCCAUGAUGGGUACCAAGAACAAAAGCAACUCACGGACAUUUGUGAGAAAAAGCUCUUCAGGACAUUCCAACUCAUCAGGUGAAGAUUAUAACAGCAGCAUGGAAGGCAUUCCUCGAUCGUCCACUUACGACAAGAUUCCUGCUCAUAUGGAUUCUGGUUCACAGUCUUCCGAUGAGCAGAUGCAUUCUGGAGAGUUCCCUGUUUCCUCGGGGAGUGGUACCAUGUUUGAACUUUGUGAUCCAACCAAUGAAUAUGCAGAAUGGACAGAGACCCAUCAUGGAUGUGAUCCAAAUCUAGAUGAAGCUUACAUUCAAGAUGAUUCCAUGAUGACCAGUGAUGCUGGCACUGAUGAUGCCAUGAUGGGUUGUUCAGUGGAUUCCUUAGAAGAUAUGUCACCACAAAAUGAAGAGCAAGGUCUUAUAGUACCACCCAAUGUCAUUGACAGCAGCACCUGGAAGAGAAAAGAACGUCCUUCCAAAGAGAUCAAUGUCAGCCUUCAGUUGCCUAAUGCAGAUGAGACCUGUAAGUCUAUGUGUUCAUUUAUGAGCAUGAAUGAGAGCCAAAAUGAGUCCUUUGCAAGGCUGCAGGACAGUAGUGUAUGGCAACGUCAUAAUGAUAGUAUUGUCCCUGAUAAGAGUUUGACAAUUGAUGCUUCCAUUGAUGGUAAGAAAUCAAAAAAUAAAAAGUCUGUUGCUAAGAGUAUAAAAACUACAUUGUUUGGCAAAUCAGGACUCAAGUUCUUUAGAUCCAACCAGUCCAAAGAGCAAGCCAAGCUUAAAGAGUUGAAUGAGAAAGUUCAGAACAAAAAAGCAGCAGAAAUAUCAAGGCCUCAGACAGUAUCUACAGGAACCACAACCUUGGCCAAAAGCAUAUCAGUUCCAUUAAGUAAGCCCAGUCCAGCUGCAGUUGUUGCCCCUUUUAAUUAUAGCCCACCCUCUAGCUCCCAGGUCACCGUCAUGCCACCACCUAUGCAUGCUGGAACAGUGGCCACAACUAACAUUCAGGUUAUCAUCCGAGAUUCCUCUUCUUUGAGUGUAGAUGUCAGUAGCACUGGUGAUGCAGCAAUCCAUAAGAAGGGAACACAGCCAGCAAUCAAGCACAUGACUAAAACAGAAAUGCUUUUGGCACGGCGCCGUCAGUCCUACCUCAACAACCCCAAACAGGAAGAAGAAGGGGUCAGCGAGGAAGACACCAGUAAGCGUGGUUGCAUGGUAACCACAGUGUGACCAUCAUGGCCAUUACAAUGAGAUGAGUAACUUCGUGUUCAUCGAUUAUUGAUAUACAGAAACAUUUUGGAACAAAGAAAUGCAUUUGUUGUGCAAGGUUUUAUAUUUUAAACUGCUUGAACUCCUCUAUUUUUCACAACCACAUUUUUUGGGAAUGUUUUAAAGAAUAAUAACUAUUACUAGCCUGUUCAUAUUUGAAUUAUUUUAAAUGCUGGAAGACUGCAGGACUGUAUCAAGAAGUUAUAAUUAUGAUAAAAGCAUCUGUGGUUGACUUGAAAUGUAAACUGACUCCUGAAAGAUUAUUGAAAGAGAAGAAACCUGCAAUUUGCAAAAAUUCUUAUUGACAAGAAGUAUAUUGACAGGUGUGCUUUUCUUUGUGCGGUUGAUUGUAAAAUUGUUUUAUGAAAUUAAAAUUUGCCAAAAGCGGCUUAAAAAGGCAGAAGACUUGAAGAAAUGAGGCAUGGGAAGCUUUGGCUGACGACGAUUGCUUACUUUGGAUGAUGAUUUUGUUGUUCAUUUACCUUGGAGAGUCUGGCAUUUGACUACUGUGCUUUUGCAAAUAAAUUAUUCUGUGUUUGUGCCAAACUUUUAAGUUUUUUUUUACUGAUCAAUUUAUUUUGCUUUUUGAAAUGGUUAUGCCUUUUUCCCUCAUUUUUUUAAAAAAGUUAAAGCAUGAAUCAUUGAUCUUUUUUGAUCAUUAGAUAAAACUGUGGAACAUGUGGAGUAAGAAUCCAUUGUUCUUUAAAUGCAUUGACAAAGCAUCCUCCAAAACAAGAGGUAUCUUUGACAUCAUGAUACUAGUAACAGUUGCUAUGAUAUAUUGUACAUUAUGAAAAGAAAGAUGAGAAACCAGCAUUUUGGACCUACUGACCCUGUUUUGUGUGCAUGUAACCACAGACUAUUCUUUAUUACUUUAGUCUGUUAAAAAUGUUUUGGAGCAUAAAAACACCUUUUUUAAAAAUAAAAAAAUAUUGUAAUUACCUACAAAGUGCUGUCACACAUGCGGAAUUUCUUUUGGUGAUAAAAUCCACAAAAAUGAAGAUUUCAAGUGGUUGGUUGAGUCUGUAGACUACAUUUCUCCUCUAACCCCAAGCUUCAUAUUAACUAAGCAGUUGUGAGCCACAUGUUGUGAAUUAUUUAUAAAUAUGUGUACUUAGUGCAAUCCAGAUGCUGUGGUUGAAUAGAUAACCCUAUUGCUGUUUUUGAAUGUGUUCAUUUUUCCUGGACCAGCCAACUUUAAUGGUGGUGAAUGUCCACACAUGAGAACACUUACCUUUGUAUACAAAUUACAGGUACAUGGUUUAUGUGUGGAGAUGCUCAGUAAUCUCAGUAGCUCAUCCAAAAUUAUUUCAGAUGUGUUGCAAGCUGCAAGCUUUAGAAGUUUUGCUGAGAUAGCAGGAUUGUCCGGAUAGGUUUUGAGACAUUGAAAGAUAAUGUUGAUGCAAGCACUAGUGUGUGAUACACUUGAACAAUAUUGCAGUAUGCAGCAUGUUAUCUGCAUGUAGGCAUAUACAUUAUUAACCAUUAAUAGCUUAUUAGAUAUGUGUCAAUAUAAAAUUAUGAAUACACAAAACUUUGAAAAAUUUUAAAGUACAGCUUUCAAUUGCUAUCUUUAAACAAAGUAACUCUAAAUCUUUGCUUAUCGAUGGUUAUAUGACUGUGUCUCAGCAUGUAUUUGCUUAAUGUUACAAAGUUAUGGGUAGUUUUUAAAAUGAUCUUAAUUGUAAACAAUCUCUGGUAAGAAUCAUUGUUUUGUUGCACAUUAGUGUACAGUUAUUCUAUUUGAUUUUAAAAAUAAACAAGCAGAUAGAAAGGGCAUUCAAUGAGAUUAUUGGGGCAAAAUGUGGUCAAGUGUUAAAUAUCACUUUUUUAAAAACUUUGGAUUUAUAAUGUUAGGCUAUUUCUGUGGACUGGUGCUAUAGAAUGUGUGAAGCUGCAUCUUAUGUCAAUUAAAGUGAAUAAUUGUAUGCAAACACUCAGUUCUUGAGCUUUACAUUAAAUAGCCUCUAGUAAAAAUAGUGGAUGUAGACAAAGAUGAAAACAGACAAACUUGAAGGGAAAUCCAUGAAUAUCAAUAUCUUUCUGAUGAGUUGUUCCUAAACAACUACAAAAUAAUUUUGGAAGAUAUUUCUGGCCCUGCAGAUGGUAAUUAUCACUUUGACUAGUACAAAAAAAAAAUCUUCAGGAUUUUCAUCACCACACCUGGUUAUAAUCUGGUUUUGUUUGUGUAAUGCUUUGCAGAAAAAUGUAUUUGGAAACUCCAUUGGAUACACCUAAUUUCAGUUUACUAUAAAGUGGUGUGUCUGGGGAUUCAGGUGGGUCAAGCUGAUUUUUUUUUUCAUGUUAUGAACUUCAUAAUUUGUUUUGUUUACUAAUGACUUAAUAUUUAUUUAUUGAUUUUUUUUCAGAUGAAUGAAUUUUAUUCAAACAAGGGUAGUAGUUUCGUGAAAAGUUAGCCCAUGUAUGAUUUGUGUAGUGGUUUAACAAAAAUCAUUUGAAACACAACAGUUGAAUAAAAACUUAAGAGUUGUAGUGUGGUAUGCCAUGUAUGUUGGAGGGGGUGGGGGAAGAGUAAUAUUUAAAGUUGUUAAAUGAAAGCAUCAUUUUCACACCUAAAGUAUUUAGUUGAGAAUUUUUUUUUAGCUUAGUACAUGUGGCUCCUGUGUUUAGCUCCCCCGUAUUUUUUUUUUUUUUUUUUGCAAAAGCUUUUAAGAAUAGGGCAUGUGCUACAUGUGAUGAGAUAUUUUUUGUUAACCAAGGGAAAAAACUUUCUUAGAAGAACUGAGUUUGUAAAGAAUUUAUUGAAAAAAAAGAGGAGAGAGGAGCUGGAAAAUGCACUGGUUACUUGUGUGCUUACACUAGUGGAUGUAAACUAUUGGUAAUGGUAGUUCUUAUUUAUUCUAAGGGGUUCAUUCAUACAUGAGUAUGCUUCAUCAUAUAUUUACUAUGUUGUUCAUAUGUCACACAACUGCAUUUUUUAUUCACUGAAUGGAAAUGUUGAACGAUGUUUUUCCUAACUUUGUUCUUUAAAAGACUACUAUCUAGUCAUGUGCAUUUAUUGUAUAUUUUGUGGUUGUGACUUCCACUAAUUUGGCCUGGAGACUUUAAAAAUCCUCACAAAUUUCAUUUGGCUUAAUGAUGAUAAACUCUAUUAUGCUGAUAAGUAUUUAAGAGAAUUGUCUUUGUUGCCCAGUUACUGAGUUGUGAGACCAUGUGAUGAGUGGCAGGGGUUUUAAUGCAUUGAUUAGUUCUAACAGCAUACAUCGCAAACAGAACCAGGCAAAGAUAGGAGUUCUCCUCCCCUCCCACCACCCCACCACCAUUUUGCUGUAUGAUACUUCUUCACAAAUGUCUUUUUUUGGGGCUGUAUUGUGAGAUUACUUGCAAAUGUACAGCAGAAUAUGACUUAGUGACUGAAAGAUGUUUCUGUUUUAUUUGUGUACAUGCCAACAGCUGUGUAUCAACUUAUUGAUGUUGCUUUUGUCUUGGCGAGUAAAAAUCUUUACUAAAAAAAAAAAAGGAUGCAUUUAAGACAACUUCACCUGUGAAAGCUAUUAUAAUUUCAUGCUUGUCAGUAAAUGCAGCAUAAGUAAUUAAAAAUGUAGCAGUACUCAUCAGUCAUUUGACUAUUAAAUUUAUUAAAUGAAGGCAUUAAAACAUCAUAAAUGUGGCAAUAAAAAAAUUUCACACAUCCAGAUGUAUGUACGCUCAUACACACUUGUUUAUACAUACUCUGUUGAGUCAAAUAGGAUAGUGUUUGCCAAAACUGGUUAGCAGAGUGUCCUGGCAACCAGAUCACUGAAGAGGUAUGGGGACCUAAAUAUGCAUGCUGCUUUUCUCGUGGUUUCUUCUUGCAUAAAGAACACAAAUCUCUGCUUUACCAAGAUGAUCUUUGAAUUAAUGUUUACAAAGGUAGUAAGUUUUAAUGAGAGUUUAUUGAGGCAGCAAAUGAAGGGCAAGACAUUGUAAGAAAAACUGACAGAGCUGCACAAAGAUUGGAAAUGAUGAAAGUUAUGCAGUCGUUUAUUUUUGGAACGUGGCUUGGGCAACAUCUUUCCCUUUGUGCUGCUAUGUGUUUUACAUUUUCAUGUAUGCGUAAAGUCAGUAAGGGAAGGGGACUUGGCGCUUGUGAAUAGGCAUUCUCAGUACAUAGCAGAUCAGAGACAUUAUUUUUUUGUAGCACUGGAGCAAUCAAUGAAUUGCAUACUUUGGCAGUGCUGACGGACAUGUGUUUGAUAAGUUCUGCUUUCAGAUUCUUGUAGAUAAAAGGCUGGCACAUCAUGAAGAGAUUUGCAUGAUGCAAACCAAGUAUUACUGGUUCUUUUCUCACCAUUCAUUUGUUCAAAACUCUCUCAAGGGGACAUAAUGAAUUUUUUUACCUUCUCUUUAAUUCAAAGAGCUUGUAGCAAUUUGGGUUCUUAUGCCUAUCAUCAGCACCUUAUUAUUUGAUGUAAUCUGUUCAGCUUCAUCAUAUGGUAUUGUUUUGACCUUUCUUUUGUGUGUACAAUGUUUUUUACUUUUACUUAGAAAUGCAGAAUAGAUGUGCAAUCUUGCCACUGUAUUUGUGGUCUGCAAUGGAGAUAUGCGUACAUUGUUGCAUUAACACAAUACAUAUUUUUUUACUUAUUUUGACCAAUAGGAGAACCAUGUAGACAGUCAUAAGCAUUCAUAUUCAUCAGCAUUGGAACCUACUGAGGAUGAUGGUUUUAACUUUAGUUACAGCCAUGACUCAAAAUAACCCACUUCUGAUUUCUACCAGGUGCUCCCCUUUGCAGCAGUAAACCACACCAUUAGAUUCCAAAUAAAAACUUGCAAUUCCUUAUGCUCAUUAGCUCCCAAGAGCCAGACAAAGUUGUGAAGAUGUGUGUAAGGUCUGUGUGUUGUCACUGUGCUUUGCUGGGUGUGUUUGAUGCUGAUGUUAAAGGAAGAAUGUCGCUGUAUACUAGACUAAAGAGAAGGGCAGAGUGCUUGUUAACUCCUAAUUUGUUGUGAUUUUUGUGGGACAUGGAAACAGUAGGCAACAUAGGGCAUGAGGGAACUAGACAUUGUGCUCCUUAACAGUUUUCGUACAGAUUUAAGCCGUUGAUUCCUGUGACUGGUACUUUUCAUUUUUCAUCGUUAUAUUUCGCUGUUAUGAAAAAUGAAAAGUUUCUCAGAUUACAGAUGCUGCUUUGGCUGUCAUUUGCAAGGAUGUCAGGGUUUGCUUAAGACCUCCCAAAAAAACUAUAUUGUAAUUUUUUUCCUCAGUGUAGCCUUGGAAGCAGUGCUUUUUUUGAAAAAAAAAAUGUAAUUGCCGUGCAACUAGGUAUUAAGCAACAGAUUAGUAUGUGCUGCUUAAUUUUUAUUACUGUUUUAUGCUACUGGAAAUACUAUUUAAGUGGUCAGACAUAAUGGUGCCUUGACAUCUGCAAGAAGCAGAGUCGAGUAGAUUCACCGUAAAAUUUUGGUCAUUGUUUUGAUAACACUUCUUUUGUGGCUGUUUUGAGCUGAGCUUGUGAUCAUUUUUGAUGUAUGUUUUGUGAAUUUUGGUUUUCCUUGCAGCUUUUAUAUCCAGUGUACAUGGCAAGUUACCAUCAUGUAAUGUUGAUGAUGAAGGUUUAAAUAUAAAAUCAAAAAUGCA